Messenger RNA from Bradysia coprophila, 1683 nucleotides. Its product is annotated as rhomboid-related protein 2-like. Gene Ontology annotation, cellular component: membrane. The record is from RefSeq and is a predicted model, not a curated record. NCBI's taxonomy places the organism in Eukaryota, Metazoa, Arthropoda, Insecta, Diptera, Sciaridae. Gene Ontology annotation, molecular function: serine-type endopeptidase activity.
UUUGGUUUUUACUUGAUGAGGUCAUUCAUUGGACGCCUCUUAUCUGUCAACUAUGUUUAUCAAUGAAGUGGUCUAAUUAUAUAAAUUUUAUGUUAAUAAUCCAGUGAAUUUCGGUGGGAUUUAUUUAUAGAUUAGAGUUUUAGCUUGAAACGAAGAGCAUAGUACCUGCAACAAAUCAAUAAGUGAUUUUAAUGUUGUGCCUUUUAUUGAAGACAUAUUAACUAGUUUCAUAAGACACCGCAAAGUUGUUUAGGUAAAAUAAUCAAUUACAAAAGCAGAAUAGAAUGGAGAAUAAUACAGCUGAGUCGUCGUCCUCACGUCCGCGAUGGCAAACACUUAUCAGACAGAAUUCUGAGAAGAUUGGGACAUUCGCUGAAGCUGCGGUAUUGCCAAUAAAUAAACGAAGUGUUCAAAGAUCUGACGCGUUUGACGAUGUAACAAUCCGAAAUGUUGAAUCUGAGGGUCCGGUGUUGCCUACAUUCACCGUAAAGAGUGCACCGAUCAAUCGAAAGAAAUAUUUUCCAAUAUUUAUGAUUGGUAUCUCUAUCAUUGAAGUAUGGCUAAUGUAUCACGUAGAUAACGAUCUUUUGGUUAUGAUAUUCGGAUUCGAUCCACAUCGUCGCCAUGAAAUUUGGCGAUUCUUUACGAUUAUGUUGACUCACACAGGACAGCCACAUCUCUGGGGCAAUGUGAUUUUCCAAUUGAUUCUCGGUGUUCUUCUUGAAAUUGUGCAUGGUUGGAAACGUAUCGGUAUAAUCUACAUCGCAUCCGUACUUGGUGGAUCGUUGUUUAUUACGGUACUGAAUCCUCAAACGUAUGCUGUUGGUGCUUCAGCUGGUGUUUAUGGACUGCUGUUCUCACAUCUGUCUACCAUAAUAAUAAAUUGGAACGAAAUGGACAGAAAGUGCUGUCGAGUAUUUUGGCUCUUGGCCUAUCUAAUCUAUGACAUUGGCUAUAGUGUGUAUGUGGACGUGAUCAUCAAUAGAGAUUCGAAUACAAGCCAUGCCGGUCAUUUGGGUGGUGCGAUAACGGGGUUUUUGGUGUCAAUUUUUGUGCUAAAAAAUUUCGAAAAACAUCCAUGGGAAGAGAAAAUGCAAAAGGUCUGUGUGAGACUCAUCAUAGCUCUUGCUGUUAUUAUUAUCAUAAUCAACGUGGCCGCAUGGGGUCUGUAUGCUCCAACGGAGUUCAAUUUCAGUUACUUAGACACCUACGAAAAAUAUAUUUUUAAAAUGACUAUGGAGAGACCAGAUGAUGCUGAGCUUCGUAGCGCAUGUGAAGAAAAUGAACAUUGUAAGCGAUUGCUGGACGAACAGAACUUUAACGGCACAAUCAGCGGUACUUAAAAUAAUGACUGUACAACGAAAAGACUACUAUUAGACUUAAGCCUUACUUUUCAUAUCACCGCAAGUGUCUUCUUCGAAGUGCCUCGAAAAUAUGAAUUAGGAAAGCCUAUUGAACUUUGUGAUUGGCUUCCCAUUGUUUACUACAUUAUCGUAUAUUUAUGUACAUACUUACUACAGAUUCUGUAGUACAGAAUGAAAUAAAUAUUUUUUAUCCAGUCACAAAAGUGCAUGCAAACUUAACUAUCGAUUAAGGACUGAUGGUUGGUUUGACCACAAUUUUUUUUUUUUCAAUAAAUGAUGCAAUUUUUAAACGUCAACCAUAAGCUUACGUUUUUACAAA